This is a messenger RNA of Tarenaya hassleriana, 855 nucleotides long. RefSeq lists its product as uncharacterized. The record is from RefSeq and is a predicted model, not a curated record. Gene Ontology annotation, cellular component: chloroplast inner membrane; chloroplast thylakoid membrane. NCBI's taxonomy places the organism in Eukaryota, Viridiplantae, Streptophyta, Magnoliopsida, Brassicales, Cleomaceae. The transcript has 5 exons. Bases 112 to 630 code for a protein of 172 amino acids.
UUAGAUAUCAUCGAACUCGUAUAUUUCGUUCUUCUUCCUGCCAAAUGCUCUGAGAAAUCUCAGUUUCUUCUUCUUCGUUGUUGGUACUCCUCUCUCGCUCGAGUUCCGUCAAUGGCGGCUAUUUCUAGCUCGUUGGUUCUAUCGAAGAAUUCUCAACUUCAUCCAUCAUCUGGCCUUUAUCUGAAGCCACGGAGUCAAGUCCUUGGGAGUUGGCGUUCUGUCAAUGUUUCCUUUGGACUGAAUGGCUCCAACAAACUACAGCUUUCUUCUCAUAGAAGCAGAAAGCCCCUUACCGUUCAAGCAGUAUAUAGAGAUGACGACGGGCCAAGCAGCACAGGCCUAUUUGUUGGAGGUUUUAUUUUGGGAGGACUCAUAGUGGGCGCCCUUGGAUGUGUAUAUGCUCCACAGAUCAGCAAGGCUCUAGCUGGAGCAGAUCGAAAGGAUCUCAUGAGGAAAUUGCCGAAAUUCAUAUAUGAUGAGGAAAAGGCUUUGGAGAAAACACGGAAGGUAUUAGCCGAGAAGAUUGCUCAGCUCAACUCUGCUAUCGACGAUGUGUCCUCUCAGCUCCGAUCAGAGGACACCCCCAAUGGUGCAACCAGCAACACCGAGGAAGUCGAGGCUGCGAUAUGAAAUCUUCAGUUCUAGUCUUUAAUCACCAGAAAUACUUAUAAUUGAUCGUGUUUCCGAUCUAAUGAUGUAUUAACUUUGCAUCUCUCUUGUCUCUUCUUCAAAGGACCUCCUGUCUUUUCUCAUUCUAUUCGGUGUUCUUUACCCCUGGGAGGAAGCUUUGACUACUAAGUUUCCAGUAACGUUGUCAGCUUGGAUUAUAGAAAGCAUUUGUUUUAAGACGGUACA